Messenger RNA from Poecilia latipinna (sailfin molly), 2448 nucleotides. RefSeq names its product ankyrin repeat and SOCS box protein 2-like. Gene Ontology annotation, cellular component: nucleus; cytoplasm. The transcript has 8 exons. Lineage: Eukaryota; Metazoa; Chordata; Actinopteri; Cyprinodontiformes; Poeciliidae. The coding region runs from base 364 to 2076 and encodes 570 amino acids. The record is from RefSeq and is a predicted model, not a curated record. Gene Ontology annotation, biological process: regulation of barbed-end actin filament capping; intracellular signal transduction. Gene Ontology annotation, molecular function: protein binding.
AAUGUAGCUCCAUAAAAUAGAUCAAAUACCCCUUGCCUCGGUAUUUUGUGACCAUUUUCAAAGUUUAUGUCAUUCUGGUAAAUACUUUUACGCUUACAAGUCAAUGUGGACUGAAAAAAAGUUGUUUUGACUUUUUUUAAAACACGACACCAAUCACUGAAUGUGUUAUUUUUAAGCUUGUGGUUUGUUCUGGAACGAAAAAGCAGCAGCAUUAUCUUCAUAGCCGUCUGUCUUAUCUCCCUGGAUGUCUUUGACAUAUAAGGCUGCAGCCGUCAACCCGCAGCCUGACGCUUCUUUCCCAAAAUAAUCCGACAGCAGCUGCGCCCUGUGCGGCGCGACGCUGCGACAUAUCCGCUGCCAACAAUGACCAAAUUCAACUACGCCGAUUAUUUAUCGCAGUUCCGAAACGCUGGACGUAAAUGCGGAGAUGAUCCGCGGCGCGGAGGAUCUCCAGAACCCCCGGAGGAUGCUGACCCGGUGUUUUCUGCCGUGAGGCGCGGAGAUGUGGAAACCCUGAAGGAACUGGCAGCAUCUUCCUCCCACAGCCUGCUGAAGGAAAACAAAGACGGGUGGCUUCCUCUGCAUGAUGCUGCCUAUUCUGGCCAGACGGGGUGCCUCGAGACUCUGUUGAAAGCCCAUCCAGGCUCAGUGGACAAGCGGACGCUGCAGGAGCAGACUGCGUUGCUGCUGGCCGUGUCCUGUGAACAGCUGCCCUGCGUCCAGUCUCUUCUGGAGUCAGGCGCCGACCCCGACAUCUGCAGCAGCAACAAAGAGACUCCUUUGAAUAAAGCUUGUGAACUGGAAAAUAUGAACAUGGUGAACAUUCUUCUGUCUCACGGUGCCUCUGUGAACCAGCGGUGCAGUCAGGGCUGGACGGCCCUCCAUGAGGCCGUUUCCAGAGAAAACACGGAGAUCUGUGAGGUUCUGAUCCGAGCCGGAGCCACAAUCAAUCCAGCAAACACCUACAGCAUCACACCGCUCACUGUAGCAGCUCAGCGAGGCCUGAAGAGGGCGCUGUGCUACCUCACUGAGAGAGGUGCAGAUGUGAACAUGCAGACAUGUGAUGGUGUCACAGCGCUGCAUGAAGCCAGUAGGAACGGACACCAGGAAGUUGUUGCUUUACUCCUCUCUAAAAAUGCAGAUGCCAACAUUUCUGAUAACUCUGGGCUGCUGCCUCUGCACGUUGCUGCCCAGUCUGGACACCAUGAGAUUGUUUCUCUACUGGUCUCCGCUACAAGCCGCGCCAAGCUGCGCCACAGCUGGAUCAGCCCGCUGCACCUGGCAGCGCAGCAUGACCGCCACGCAGCGGCCGCCGCACUGCUGAAAACGGGCGCAGACGUGAACGCCAUUCUGGCGCACAGCCGCUCCGUCCAGUACGAGGACCGACGCGCCACCGCUCUCUACUUCGCCGUCGCCCACCGCAGCAAGAGGACGGCAGAAGUGCUGGUGAACGCCGGCGCAAACCUGAGCCUGGAUCCGGUCAGCCCUCUGCUGAUGGCGGUGCGUCAGGGCUGCGUCAGCACUGUGACGCUGCUGCUGGAGCGAGGCGCGGACCUGAACGCCACGCUCCCGUCUUUGGCGACCACAUUCCCAGCUCUGAUUGCGCUCAGCAGGAAUAAUCUAGCUGUGCUGAAGUGCCUUUUGGACCACGGCUGUGACACACAGGCCUGUUUCACCUGUACGCACAGUGCUGCGCCCCACCCUCCAUCCGGAGGAUCCGACAUAAGAACUGCUGGCGGCCAUGACCGUCUACCUCCUUUAAGCUGUGAUGAAAGGCCAGAGCGGGCGACACAGUUCUGCGAGUGGAUCUCAACCCCAGCUAUGUGUAAAUGGGCCGGCCCGGUCGUAGACCUGCUGCUGGAGUAUGUCGGCCAUGUUCAGCUUUGCAGCCAACUCUCUGCGCUCCUGGACAGCAGAGACGAAUGGCGCGCCAUCAAAAGGAAGUCAUUGUCACCACGUCCACUUCAGCACCUUUGCAGAUUAAGGAUUUGGACUCAGAUGGGGAGAAACAGGAAAUCUGUUACAAGUUUGCCUCUGCCAAACAGACUAAAAACAUAUCUGAGUCCUGAUGGCUGAUUUCAAACAGAUAAACCUCAGAUUUUAGUCUUUUUAUGCACCACUAUAUUUAUCUUCCUUUUUCUUUUUUUAGUCGCAUCUUCAAUCUGUUAUGUUUAAAUAUCUAUUUAUACUUGAAGCGAUGUGACAGCAAGGCCUUUUAAUCUGUCAUUUACGUUGUGCUUUUAAGAGACCUUCAGAGACGGCUGCCAAAAGGAUUUCUUGAGGGAAUUUGAGUCUUUUAUGUAUCAUUUUUUAUAAAUCAUUUUGGCAAACAUUACCUGACAAAGACAGAUUUUUGUUGUUAAAAGGGGAAACUGUGACAGCACACAAGUACAAAAAACAUUUUCUUUCUCUGUGGAUACAGAGUGAAAAUAAACAUAAAGGUGAAGC